Messenger RNA from Symphalangus syndactylus (siamang), 1248 nucleotides. RefSeq names its product chromosome 19 C1orf202 homolog (gene C19H1orf202). The record is from RefSeq and is a predicted model, not a curated record. Lineage: Eukaryota; Metazoa; Chordata; Mammalia; Primates; Hylobatidae.
GCACGAAAAAAUAUAUAAAAAAGCAGAAAAAAGUAUUUUUUUAUUAGUUUUACAAAAUUUCUUCAAAAGUCUUAUGUUUGCAAUCAGAAAAAAAAUUACUUAAAAAAAUAAAUCAUAAUCCUACAAGAAAGAGGCCUUUGAGUGAGGCGAGAUGAAGAAAAUUAGGUUUUGAGAUCUUUCUUGAAACUCUGGUUCCCUGUUAACAGAAAAGUGCUGAGACCACCUGAAACUAGUUCACAAAAUACAAAUCUCCAGCGCAACACACGCCUGAGGCUGAAACCCGCGCCUUGACCCAGGGAAGGCUGCGUAGCCCCCUGCUCGAGGACGCCGUGUGUCUUCGUGAACCAGGAGUUGGGCCCCAGGAACUUCCAAGAUUCCUUCUUGUCCAGGUGAGGCCAUAUUUGAAAGUUCGCAGGGAAAUUUGGCCGACUUAUUUGAGGGAUUCCUUGGGUCGUUGGAUUCUGGUGACCCCGUCAGCGGCAGGGGGCGAGGGAUCUGCUGGGCAUUGUGAGGUCACCGUUGGGGUUUCCUGGGCAACCCAAGCGCGUAGAGGGCGCCUGUGGGCACAUUGCCCGGAGAGGACGCGAGGGUCCCUUUGGAGUCCUGGAGGCGGCAGCGUUGUUGUCCAGCCCGACAGUUUCCGAGAUGUGGGCCCCGCGCUCCGAAAAGAGGCCUGCGCGGGCCACGGCGGCUCCCCGGUUUGGUGGCCCCCGGCGCGGCGGCGCGCAGCAUGAGCUGCUGGAGAAGGCGGCGCGCCUGAAGCGGGGCCCCCCUCCGCGCGGGGAGACGGAGGCAGUCGGGCGGCCUGCGGUGGCCGGCGACGGCGGCUCCCGCUCGGGCUGCUGGUGCUGGCGGCGGCUGUUCCGCGGCCCGCGCAGGACGAAGCUCAGGCAAGCUCACGCGCGCGCAGGCAAGGCGGCCCCGGAGCGCGGCCUGUGGGGCCCCUCGAGCCUGCAGAGGCUGCUCCAGAGGCUGGCGACGUGGAGGCGGCGCUACCUGCGGCGCAAGGAGCGGCCGGACCGGCUGGAGGAGAUCCCGCUGCUGGCGCUGGACCGCGCGCAGGGCGGCCACGAGGCCGCGGCCGGGCCCCAGAGCAGCGCCCCCGGGCGGCCCGCACAGGCCGCUCCCGCCCGCCAGCCCCGCCGCGGGUCAGCCACGAGGAGCCGGCCCCACUUUGCGCCCCCUGUGCACGCUCAGCAUUGUUUUUAUUAUUUUGGUCAACGAAAGCAAUAAAUGAAAGUAAACCCA